Molecule: messenger RNA, 2468 nt
Organism: Mustela lutreola (European mink)
Lineage: Eukaryota; Metazoa; Chordata; Mammalia; Carnivora; Mustelidae
Gene: GARIN1A
Product: golgi associated RAB2 interactor 1A
Exons: 5
Coding region: 1397-2299 (300 amino acids)
Cellular component (GO): nucleus
Source: RefSeq, a predicted model, not a curated record
UCAUAUAGGCAGUUGAUUCGCACAGAAAUCCUUCACUGAUUUUUGUCAAACUCUUGCAUGCUGAGCCAGCCUAUGCAACUGACAAACAAGUGUUGUUCUGACAUGAGUGUUGGCUGACUCCUCCACUUACAUCAACGACUAAGAUGAAAGAGAACUAAGCAAGUUGUAUGUUGGAACUUCACAUGUUCAUCUGCUGACUUAAGCAACUUCUUUGCUAAAUCAAGACAGUAGCUUUCAAUAUACUGGGAAACUCCUCAGAUCUGUUUGUGUCUACAGACAAAUCUGUAACAGCUACAGACACUUUUAAGUUUACUGCAUCAUUAACAUUUCUCUGUAACUUCAGACAGCCAACAAAACAAUACAUCAAGGUGUAAUUUAUAACAUUUACUGGUUCCCUGGUGUGAAUAAGUCCCAGCACAGUGGGUUUGAAGGAAGUGACCGACAGGAAGUUCCGGAACACACACGGAGAAGAGAUAGGCAGUCGUAGUGCAGCAUUAUAUAGUAUUUCUACCCUGAAGGUACAAGAGAUGUAAAGAACCUCUAGAGAGUAGUAAAAUAAUUCAGAAGAGGAGCGUGGGCCAUGACCUUUGCUUUUGUAUAAUUUAUUUAAGUGUAAGUUUAUAUAAUUUAAUUUUUAAUAAUGGCUGUGUUUAACAACAGUCUGCAAAGUUCCUGAGAAUUUAACCGUUUUCAAGAUCUCUUUUGCUCUAGCUCUGGCAGACCACUAGGCCUCACUUCCUCAUUUGCCUGCUGUUUCCAAAAAUAAAUAAGCCUCUUUGCUUUGUUAACAGCCUGGUUAAAAAAAAAAAAAAAAUUCUCAUUUUAUCCCAUGAAAUGGGGUAGGAAAGAUUGGGAUGAAUUGCUUGCCUCUGUCCUGAGCUCCUCUGGCCAGGUGAGGGCCUAACAUCAGGAAAUUAAUUUGCUCAGAGAAAGUUUUUGUGAGGGGCUUCCCCAUGGGGGGAGAGGAUUGAAGGCCAUGGGUUCCCUGAGAGCCUGCCUUGCUGUUCUGGUCAGCUCACUGCCCUCUUGGCAUAAGCAUGGGGCAGUCCUUUUCCUCAUGGAUACAGAGAGAUUGAAAAAGGGACUAAGACUACAUUACUGAUGGAGUAGUGUGUAGGAAAGGGGAGGGAAAAACCUUCCCCCCCACCCCCCAGCCCAGUCCUUCCUUGCCUCUUUUAUUUUUGCUUUCCUGUUGUUACCCAUCACAUUCCUUGAUGUCAUGCCUGCCAUUGUGAGCCGACAGGCCCUCCCUGGCCUGGUGGACAGCCUGUAAGUCAGGAGGGGAGGUGGAGCUGUGGAGGUUGGGGGGAGUAGUGGUCACACCAACAUCUCAGAAUUGGGCUGGGUCUGUGUGGAGCCCCAGAGAUGGUCCCCAGCUCAUUCUUCCCAAGAACCAAUGAGUAAAAUUAGGGGCCUUCCACCUGAGGUCAGGGAACCAGGCCCUGGAGUGGAACUUGGGGUGGAAGAUGGCCUUCUUUGUCAACUGAUUCAUUCUCCAGAAUUCAACUUGUUCUCCGACUCGGUGGUGUUUGAAAGCAACUUUAUCCAGGUCACUAAGCCUGGCAGCUGGAUGGAUGUAUAUGAAGGGUCUACCACUGUGAUCCUUGGGGUGACCUCCUCGGUGCCCUCCUUGCCACUCCCCAACGUCCUCCUGAUGGCCAAUGUCACCUGGCCCCAGGGUCAGUUUUCCUCCUGGAGCACUCCUGACUGUGCUCCCGUGGUCACCCUCAGCAGGAUUCUCCCCCUGAAGUUCGUGGAGCUACAAAUCUGUGACCGGUUCCAACGCAUCCUGCGGGUUAGGACAGUGACUGAAAAGAUCUACUACCUGAGGCUCCACGAAAAACACCCAGAGGCUGUGUUUCAAUUCUGGAUCCGCUUGGUGAAAAUUUUGCAGAAAGGUCUGUCCAUCACCACCAAAGACCCAAGAAUCCAAUUCACUCACUGCCUGGUGCCCAAAAUGUCCAGCAGUUCCACUAGAAUAACACCUGAAAGCAGCCUCCCAUCAUCCACUCAGCCCAGCGAAAACUUCAGGCUAUUGGCGGCCGAGCAGACCAGUGACAGUUUCUCGAAUAUCUCAGGAAAACCCCAGCUCACAGCAGACUGUAACACCAACAUUGCCAUCAAAAUAGACAAUCUGGACAGCUAUAAGAUACCCUCCCGAGUGGCAUCUCCGGUCAACUUGAAUAUACCCAUGAGAGCCGCCUUGAGCCACAGUCUCUGGGAACAAGAAAAUCCAGAUGAGCACUUCCUGCAAGCUCCUGUUGCCAGUUCCCUAGGAGAGAACCUUCUGGGACCCUGACACCAAGCCAAAACAGGGUGAUCUUCCCUAACUUCAUUCAGCGAACUUGAUACAACCUCCUGUAAUGCUGUUUUCCCACUGUGGGCCCAAGACCGUGGGAGAGGUAUAAUGGUGUUUAUAGCAAAGUGCUUCUGUUCUUCCACCAAUAAACCUCCAAGUGAAUUCCUAA